This is a messenger RNA of Colletotrichum tamarilloi, 585 nucleotides long. RefSeq lists its product as uncharacterized. Lineage: Eukaryota; Fungi; Ascomycota; Sordariomycetes; Glomerellales; Glomerellaceae. The coding region runs from base 1 to 585 and encodes 194 amino acids. The record is from RefSeq and is a predicted model, not a curated record. The transcript is spliced from 2 exons.
AUGGACGCAAAGGUCUCAGGUAUCAUCGUCCACCAUAAAAAGCUGCCCUCAAGCCAUGUGGCCUUUUGGGUUCUGAGGAGAACACACAAUGCCUGGCUCAAGUUUGCACAGCUGCCAAGACAGCCCGCCACCGAGACUGAAAAAGAUCGACAACAGCUACUCUUGACCAUUUUCGAAGAGUACGCCGCCCUCAUCUUCCGGACACUGCCGCCGAGCGAGCAAGCUUUGAGGCUGCCUCCAGAUUGUGAAGUCCAGCCUCAUUCGUGGGCCGGGCUCAACAUCUGUGACCCCCUGAACCAGCUGAUAAACGGUCCGAGGUCGUACGCGAAGAGCUCCAAAAAUAGCAAAAUGGGGAGACUUGGACUCCAACUCUAUGAAGAGUUCUGGAGGCAUGUGGACAUCUCGAAAGGCGAUUUAGAGACUAUUCCCAUCGUCUGCGGGGAGUGCAGGAAUGCAUCGACUGGUCUGCUAGACGAGGAGCCCCUGUUUGAAGUGCCAUCAGGCGCUUACCUAGCCAUGUCGAAGCACUGCAGCAAAUGCAGCCGAAGGCACAUUCAUGUGCCAAGGGAUCAGUCCCGCCCCUGA